AUGCUGAUCGACGAUAAUGUGCGUAUUGAAUAUCUUGGUACAAAUCCGGCACCUGAUGUACCAAUUUUCUCUGUAGUUCUGACCUCAGUAGUCUGCCACACGAUUAUCUUUUAUAAUCUUCCAGCAUCAACUACACCAAUGAUGAAGACUUACAUCAUUUCUACUAUUCAUGCUGUCGUUAGUGUUCUAAGUGUAUGUACAUUCUAUCUGCGAUAUACUGUCGACUUAACUCAAAUAAACCGAAUAGCAGGUGGAGGCAUGAAGGGAACAGGCGAUGAAAUUAUGGCAUACAGUAUAUGUUAUUCCAUAGGCUAUUUCAUCUAUGACUUUCUAAUUAUGUUGCUCUUUAAAUCGGCCCGAACUACAUCAGCAUUAGUUCAUCAUGUAAUUAUUAUAUUGGGGUUAUUGUCAGGUCUUUUCGCCAAAGUUGGUCAUUCUUGCCAUUUUUAUUUGCUUAUUGAAGAGUUCUCAACAAUUCUACUAAAUUUAAAAUCAAUGUAUUAUGAUCGACCAUAUGCUCACCAUUUAUUAUCAGUAUUAUUCGUGAUCAGCUUUCUUUUCAGUCGUAUAUUAUACGGAACGAUCAUUUGUGGUUAUGCUUUUCGAACUGCACCUCGUUUUAUUCAAUUGGCUGUGAAUGCAGGUGACACAACAACUUUAAUAUUCGUCGUGGUACAAACUGUACUUUGUCUCUCGUUAAGAUGCCUAAAUUUCUAUUGGGGCAUUUUAAUUAUUCAUACAGGAAUGGAUAUGAGUAGUGACGACGAUGAAUUUGACGAUGAUACAACUGAUUAUGAUGAAUUCGAAAUUACAGAUGACGACGAGGACGACGAUACUGAUGAUGAUAUUGAUGAAUCAGAAUCAGAAUCACAGCCAACACAUUUUCAUGAAUGUCUUCGUUUACUUGAUGGUGCAUUGAAUACAAAUAAUCCACCUGUUCUUCCACGAUGGUGUGCAAGUGAACAAAUUGGAAUUAUUGAUGAUCCGAUGUUAUUAAUUAAUGGCCAUAAGAAAUGUUUAACAUUACCAAUGGACAAACGAGAAGCCCGAAGAUUUAUCCGAAAAGCUGUACCAUUGGAUAUGAAAAUUGAUAUUGUCGAUGGAAUUUCCUUUUCACCAUCGUCUUGUCAAUUGCCGGCAAAUUCAUUUAGUAUCUUAAAUCCCGAAUGGACAACAAAAACAGAAUCUUAUCUAAAACGUUCAUGUGUAGCACAAACACUGGAACUAGAUCCGAAUCAAAUAGAAUUAAAAGUAUCAAAUUUAGUGUUACUUGAACCAAGUCAAUUUCCACGACAAUUUACCUGGUCAAAGAAUGAAAUAAAUCCGUUAGCUAUAGCAAAAUUAUUUGUUAGUUUACCAUCUUCAUAUAAAGGUGGAAAAGAAACAAUAACAUAUCAAAAAGAAAAACACGUAUUUGAUUUAUCGGAAAAAGAUUCAAUAAAAUCAACUUUCUAUACGAUUGUUCCCGCGAGCGAUGAAUGCAAACAUGAAAUUGAUUUUAUAUCUGGUGGAUAUAAAUUAAUAUUGAUUUAUGAUAUUAUUCCAUUAACGCCAACUGUUUUCUAUAAUGUUUAUAUCGAUGAAACAACAGCAAUGCGUGUCGGAAAAGUUUUAGAAACAUGGACUCAUGGUUUGGAACAUGAUUAUCAUGGUUAUUCAUCGAAAAUAAUUAUUCCAUUUUGUGAUUCAUUUCAUUUGGGAAAUAAUUUAAUUUUACAUGGAAUGGAUCGAGUUCUAGGAACGAUUCUUCGAAAAACUAUUGAACAAUAUUAUUCAAAUAAAUAUUUACUUUAUCAAGGUCUUAUUCAACCGAACAGAUCUAAUGAUGGGACGGUACACGCUUGCCGAUUAUUAACGGACCUUAAUUUAAUGGUUCCGACAAAUAUAAAUACGCUUUUGAAUAAAAUUGAUUUAUGUUUGGGAAAUUGUAAUGAAACUUUUUCAGGAAAUAUUUUUUCAAGAAAAACAAGAUCGGAACAAGGUAACUUUGUAAAUUUGGAACAAUUGGUUGUCCCCAUCUGGUGUCUUGUUCCUAUUAGUCAUAAAUAUGACCUUUUAAUUGACAAUAUUCCACGUGUAUUAACACAUCUGGAACAAAAUUUAAUUCCUCAUCAUUGUUAUCAUAAGGAAACAUUUUUAUUGAUUGAUUGGCUAUUAAAAAGUUCGAAGAAGAUCCAUUUCAAUGCUAAAUUACUUCUUCAUCAAUUACUUCGUCUGUCGUCAGAUGAUACAAUAACCUAUGAUCUUAUUAUUACAAUUCGAGAAUUAUUCGAACAUAAAAAGUUUCUUGAACAAUUUUUUCCAAUGACUAAUGAACAAGAAUAUGACGAUAUUAUUUAUCUUUUAACUUAUUCGAAAGAUAAAAAAAUUCAAUUAUAUCUUCAUCAAGUUUUUCGUACUGUACUUAAACGACGUUCACGCGAUACAGAUACAAUCCGAGAUGCUAUUAAAUUCAUUGGAAUAUUGUUAUCGCGAAAUGUAAAUUCUAAUUUUUUACUUGUGCUUAUUCAUGAGUUACUUUCAAAUAUAUUUCAAGAAAAUAAUCCAGUACCACCAUCAGUAACUGAUCUUGCUAAUUUACUUGCGCUCUUAUCAUUUUCAGUUGAUUCUUAUGACCUAUCAUGUCAAAUUAUUUCUCAAGAAAUUAUUCGACAAAUAAACAUAACAAAAGUAACUACAACGAACACAUCAACUAUUACUAAUCUUUUAAGGACUGUUCUUGUACCGACUAUUAUUCAAAUUUAUCGAUAUUUUAUAAAUGAACAUCAGAUAUGUCGAAAAAGAAAACGUGACUCAAUGAUUAAUUUUCCUUCUUGGUUUUUAUCACUUUAUCAAACAUGUCUUUCACUACUCAAUAGUUAUUGCAAUAGUCCUCCGCCGAUUCCAACUUAUGCUAACCUUUCGAAUAUUUUUGAUACUCAUUGCUGUUCAAUCUGCGAACAAUUAUUUAUUUUUCUUCGAGAUACAAGAACAUUUGAAAAUACAUUCAUUAUUCCAAAAGAUAAAAUUGGUCAUUUUAAUAUGAUUGUGAAUAAAUUUGAUCCAUUAAUUAUUAUGACAAAAUCCAUGAUAUCAGAUAAAGAAAGUCACCAGAUAAAUAUUAUUAAAAUGACAACAUGCGAUGAAGAAAUAUGCCGUGAAAAUAAUCUUCUUCGUUCAUUGCUUUCUCAUUUUCAAUUGUCAAAUCAGGCUGAACAUCAGUCUGAUACGACGAGAAAGAAACGGUUUAAACCGUCGAUGUAA
Messenger RNA from Rotaria socialis, 3243 nucleotides. The record is from the annotation of a GenBank genome assembly. Lineage: Eukaryota; Metazoa; Rotifera; Eurotatoria; Philodinida; Philodinidae.